Molecule: messenger RNA, 613 nt
Organism: Ostrinia nubilalis (European corn borer)
Lineage: Eukaryota; Metazoa; Arthropoda; Insecta; Lepidoptera; Crambidae
Gene: dUTPase
Product: deoxyuridine 5'-triphosphate nucleotidohydrolase
Exons: 3
Coding region: 129-575 (148 amino acids)
Biological process (GO): dUMP biosynthetic process; dUTP catabolic process
Molecular function (GO): magnesium ion binding; dUTP diphosphatase activity
Source: RefSeq, a predicted model, not a curated record
GCCAAUUUCACUGUGACUGUAGAAGAAAGGAUCAAGCUCUAUAUCAAUUUUAAUUAAAAUUAAUCGAUUUUUUCAAUUUUUCUACACUGUUUCGCGUAGCAUACAACUUAUUUUCCAAGAUAUUCAAAAUGCCUGUUGAAGACGUGCGUCCCGUCCUGAAAUUUACGCGAUUGACUGAACAUGCUUUUGCGCCGCUCAAAGGCUCUGAAAAAGCUGCUGGUUUUGAUCUGAAAAGUGCAUAUGAUUACGUAGUUCCAGCACGGGGCAAGCUUCUCAUCAAAACUGAUUUGCAAAUUGAGCUGCCUCCAGGUUGUUAUGGUCGCGUCGCGCCUCGAUCUGGGUUAGCAUUGAAGAACUUUAUUGAUGUUGGUGCUGGUGUUAUUGAUGAAGAUUACCGUGGUAAUGUUGGUGUAGUUCUUUUCAAUCAUUCUGACCAAGAAUUUGUAGUGACAAAAGGAGAUCGAAUUGCUCAGCUGAUAUGUGAAAGAAUAUAUUAUUCUGAAUUGGAAGAAGUCUCCAAUUUGUCAGAAACCAAAAGAGCUGAUGGAGGAUUUGGUUCUACUGGAAAACAAUAAAUACACAAUUAGAUUGUUGUAAGUCAUCUGAUUAGUUG